UGUUGUGCACUGUGUGUGUGUGAUGUGCAGUGUGUGUGCGUAAUGAGCAGCAUGUGUGUAUGGAGCGGACACCGAUGAGGAGCUGUCAUCGAGGCAGGUGGACCCUUCACUACCUCCGGUAAAGUCCCCGCGGAGGGACACGGUGACGGGAUUACUGGCCGUUGAUGUGGGUUCAUCGUGUGUCUGAGAUUAUAAUCUGACAGCCAUGACUUCGGUUUGGAAGAGACUCCAGCGGGUGGGAAAGAAAGCAGCGAAGUUCCAGUUUGCUGCUUCGUUUCAGGAGCUGAUGAUAGAGAGCACGAAAAAAUGGCAGCCAGACAAACUGAGGGUGGUGUGGAUCAGGAGGAACAGACGUCACAGCACGAAGCUCCACAGCUGGCAGCCGGGGAUCAAAAACCCGUACAGAGGUCUGGUGGUUUGGCAGGUUCCAGAGAGUUUAGACAUCACCGUCACACUCUUCAAGGAGCCGACAGCGGAGGAGUUUGAAGACAAGGACUGGACGUUUGUCAUUGAAAAUGAAACGAAAGGUCGCAGGAAGGUUUUGGCGUCAGUUGACGUGAACAUGAAGAAGUUUGCAAGCGCGACGCCGGCUCAGUACGACAUCACCCUGAAGCUCAAACCACUCUCCGUCAAAGUGGUGGAAGCCACGCUGAAGCUCAACCUCUCCUGUGUCUUCCUCAAGGAGGGAAAAGCCACGGACGAGGACAUGCAGAGUUUGGCGAGUCUCAUGAGUAUGAAAAUGAGCGACAUCGGAAACCUGGACGACUUUAACGACAGUGAUGAAGAGGGAGGAGAGGAGAAGAGGCCGAGCUUUGGAACCGGACAGACUCCUCAUGUUACAGCUUCUUCUGCAUCCAGACUGCAUGAUCUGGCCUGGAGGCCUGCAGUUGACUCAGGCCCCUCAGUAACAUCAGAGAUGGACUGGAAAACAUCCUCUGGUUUUUCCUCCUCCAUCUCAGAUUCAUCUCGUCCUCCUCUGCCUGAACCCCCGGCUCUCUCAGUCCCUCCAUCUUUACUCUCCACCCAGCAGGCUCGUCCCUCCAUCUACGCCUACUCGCUCCCUGCCUUCACUCGGGCUCACCCCCCUGCUCUCCCCAAAAUCUUCCAGCCUGGUGCUGGAUCAGAGUUUAAGAGACAGCUGAGCACGCUGAGUGAAGAGGACAACCAGAGUACGACGCUAACAGCCGCUGAUCUGAGACCACCUGGAGGCUGGAGGUCAGAUCCAGUCAGGGCCUCAGAUCGGAAACGAGAGGCUCACUUUGGAUUUGAGGUCGUCAGAGCGUCAGUGGGGAAAGGAGAGAGUCCAGACGAGACUUCAGGGAAACCUGGAGGCCUCCAUCGAACUGAACCAACAACUCCUCAGAAGAAACCUGCGGAUGGAGCUGCUUCUUCUGAGAGCUCCUCACCGAGUCCGAGCUUGGUGACGUCCAGUCACUCUCUGCUGCAGUGGUGUCAGGAGGUCACACAAGGUCACAAGGGAGUGAGGAUCACCAACUUUAGCACCUCCUGGAGGAACGGCUACGCCUUCUGUGCCAUCUUACAUCACUUCUACCCUGAGAUGAUUAACUAUGACAUGCUGGACCCGUACGACAUCAAGACUAACAACAGAAAGGCCUUUGAUGGUUUUGCUGAACUCGGUAUAUCCCGUCUCAUCGAGCCUUCAGACAUGGUCAUGCUGGCCGUGCCUGACCGCCUCAUCGUGAUGACCUACCUCAACCAGAUCCGCACACAUUUUACGGGCCAGGAGCUCAGUGUGCUGCACAUCGACAAAGACAGCAGCGAGUCCAGCUACGCUGUCGCAGGGGACCGGGAGACCCCCGAGGACCCCGAGGCCACAGUCCGUUACUGCACCCAGAGGCUGCAGGAGGAGGGGAUUAGUCUGGAGACUAACGGGACGGCUGGCGCUUCAGAGGAGAGCAAACCCGGCACUGACGUUGUUCCUCCUCCCAGAACCAAACGCCUACAGGGCGGCGGAGCAGGGGGGACUCCGGUGGCACCGCCAAGGACUCAUUUCCUGUCCAAGUCAGGUUUCUCUCAUGUCAAAGAUGCUGAUCUGGUGAAGAAGAGGAGGUCACAGCGAAGAAGUGGAUCACUAGAUGAAGGAGAGAUAUCCAUGGUCGUAGCAGGGACAGAAGAGGGUGGCAGUCCUCGAAGGAAGUCAGAGACAGAGGGAACAGAGGCUGUGGCUGAGGAGGGUCGACCUGAAGGCCAGGAUGCCAGCCAGUACGUGCUGAACCAGAUGGAAGCUCUGGAGUCUGAACAAAACCACGUUGAUAACAGAGCCGGUGUGGUGGAGAGGAAGCUCCGACAGCUGCUGGAAACAGGCAGUGAUAAGGUGGAGGAGGAGCGUCUAAUCCAGGAGUGGUUCAUGCUGGUCAACAAGAAGAACGCUUUAAUCCGGAGGCAGGACCAUCUGCAGCUGCUGCUGGAGGAGCAGGACCUGGAGAGAAGAUUUGAGCUUUUGAACAAAGAGCUGAGGGACAUGAUGGCGAUUGAUGAGUGGCAGAAGACUCAGGCUCAUAAAGUCAGAGAGCAGCUGCUGCUGCAGGAGCUGGUGUCACUGGUGAACCAGAGAGACGAACUGGUGCACAACAUCGACGCCAAGGAGAGAGGAGCUCUGGAGGAAGACGAGCGUCUGGAGCGAGGUCUCGAGCAGCGCAGGAGAAAGUAUGCCAAACAGCAGAAAGAGAAGUGUCUGAUGCAGUGAGCCAAAUAAACCUGCAGCCACGACAAUCUGCCUCAAACAUCCUGUGGAGGAGGAGGGACGAUCUUUCCUCUGCUGUGAGAUUUAUGUGCAUGGACCAUCAACACUCCUGAGGAGGAGAGGAGAUGCUGCAGCAGCACCAGGUGGAUGUGCUUUUCUAGAGAUGACAUCACUCCAGUCAGAAUCUGAACUCAGCGGGAUCAGCAGAUCCUCAGAGAGAGCGUCUUUAUUUGAACUGGUUGCUUUGCAGUUUGUGUGUUUUACAGAGACUUUGUUACUGAGUGUGAAUGAUCAGAGUGUCAAAGAGGAAGUGAGAGGCUGAAGGUGUUUGGUACAAAUCAAGCGAGGUCAAGAGAUCAUGUUUAGUCUCUCAGGCUAAAUGAUGAAGAGGUACAUUAAGUUUUAGAGUUGCUCCUGUAGGAUUCUUCAUCCUGCAGCAGGUCAACAGGCUGCAACAUAAUCCUUCAUAGGUCAAAGUGAGUCCUCUAACAGUUUUUGUUUUUGUCCCUGACAGGCUCAGGUUGUUACUUUAAGAUUCAGACAGUGUUACAGAGAGAGAGCUUUAUGAGGAAGAGGAGGAAACAGCUGUUACAUCUCUCUACACACACACCAAACUACAACGAGAGAAACAGAUAUUCUUACUGCAGGAGUUGCUGCUCCACCUCUACCUCUCUACCUAAACUCCACUCAAACUUUAUUUUCGUUCAUCAGGAUAUCUCGUUUAGAGCUGAACAAAACAGCGUUUCUCAAAGAGAAGGUGCCAAGUGGUGCAAAAGAAAGUAGGGUGAUAAAACGACAGACAACAAAAUGAAAAAAAAAACAACAACAUGAAGACAGACGAGAACAGGGCUGACUAUGUGGAUUAAACUAAACAUUGGUCAAGAAGUAAAAUAAAGAGAUUAAACAUUAUACUAAUCUUUAUUUAUUUAUAUAGCACUUUUCAAAACAGGGUUACAAAGUGCUUCACAAAUAGCAAAGAAACUAAAAGACAAUAAAAGAGAAAUGUGAGGAAGACAAUGACUAAACGUUUAAGAGAUAAAAACAAAAAGAUUAGGAAAGGAAGAUUAAAAGGUUAAGACUGCAAAGAGAUAAAACAAUGUUGGAGGACUAAAAACAACAAAAGAUUAAAGGAGAGAGACAUUUAAUGACCGUGCACAGUUGUUGAUAUUCUGCUUAGAUAUGAUAUACGUAUGAGUAAGAUCCAGAUAUUCUUCUUUUACUUAUAAAGUUUGCACAUAGCUUCAUUUUUCAUUUAUGAUUUCGUAGAAGUUCCUCCAGAACUUUUUUUUUUAACUGUUGGAGAAUGUUUUCUCCAGUUCUGAGCCUCACAGAGCUGAACCUGUUUCACCGACAACUGCCACUUAUGCUUUCUUAUCUUAUUUGGAAUAUUAUUGUGCUUUAAUAGAAGUUUUUUGUUGUAAAAAAAACUACAGAAAAAUACAUUUUACUGAUGAGAUGAUAAUCACAAGAAGUAUACAAUUUUUUAUUAUUAAACUAUUUUUCCAAUAUUCAAUAAUCCUGACUGACAAUAUUAAAGAAAGGACCCUGCAGAGAGAGAGCUCUUACAUCACUCUACGCACACACCGGAAGACACUGAGGGAAGCUACCCCUAUUUUUGGUUAUUAUUUAUUACAAAGAUAUUUAAUUUGAUCCUAAACAAACUUUUAAAUCACUUAAGUCACAAUAUGAACAAACACCUGAGCCUGUCAGAGACAAAAACAAGACCUUUUAGUGGAUGUACUCACCUUGUUUUAACUCAGCCGUUACAGCCUGAGUCACUGAUACAGUUUGACUCGGAUCGACUCUGUGAAAUUCAAACCUUUUUGUAUCAUAUAUCAUUACAGAAUAAUUCUACAAUGAGGCCCAAACGUUCCUCUAAAGUUACAAACAUGUCAUGAUGGUAAUGUUUACAUUUCUCAAGUGCUGGGUGAAAAUACCCAACCGUUUCUUUUUGACCAUUCAGCUUCAAAAUACAGAAAUCAUCCUUUAAGUCUCUGCAGUUGAUGUUGAACAGCGACUAACGUAGCUUCACCUUGAUGUGAAACUCAACUUUUUGAACAUGCAAUUCAUCACCAAAGAUGCCUUACUUAUCAACAACUGCAGAGAGAGCAAAGUCUGUCCGCCCCGUCCUGCACAGAUUUACUUCACCUGCUGCGUAAAUGUCCGUUUCAUUACGUUUUCCCGCUCUUGUGUUUUCUCUGCCUCUUUUUAUUGCAGAGAUGAAAGUUUGAAUCCUCAGAGAUGAGAGAGAGGGGAACGUGAUGUGGUCUGAUUCUGGUUGUUUGUGAUGUUGAAAUGUUUACGUUGGAGCAGAGCAGAUGAAGAUAUGAACAGGAUACAAAGUCGAGGAGAGAAGCCAUGCAGCAACUUUUUACUAACUUAUAGCAUUUAUUUAAAGUUUGACUUAGUUUAAUAUUUAUUGAUAAAGCAGCCUCACAGAUACGUCCACUUAUACUGUGUUGACGUAGAAGCAGGAACAUUUCCUGUUAUUGUGAAUAUUCAGACACCUUCGAUAACUUCAGACAUUAAAGACAUUAUGCAAAUGAGACGAAGGGUGAAUAUGUGAACGUCCUGCAUGAUCAAAUCUCCUUAGCCUUAAUUAACCUCACAGGAUGCUUCCUUCUCGUUUUUGCACUGACAGCUCUUCGUCUUCUCUUCAGAUGAUCUGUGACAGCAUCAUCUCUGAGAGGUUUUAGUUUUAUGUGUGAGAGUUUGCAGUUAUCUUGUGUUGCCAUAAAAGCAGGAUGUGUCGGUCUGUGAAUGGGGUACAGUGUGUUCACAGGAGAACUCGUAUCUGUGGUUUUUAUGUCACGUUUAUGUCGUUACGUUAUUUGUAAAGUUUGAAAAUGACUAAAGAUUCGAAUGCCAUCA
Messenger RNA from Notolabrus celidotus (New Zealand spotty), 5575 nucleotides. RefSeq names its product EH domain binding protein 1-like 1a (gene ehbp1l1a). Bases 206 to 2707 code for a protein of 833 amino acids. Gene Ontology annotation, molecular function: protein binding. The transcript has 21 exons. The record is from RefSeq and is a predicted model, not a curated record. NCBI's taxonomy places the organism in Eukaryota, Metazoa, Chordata, Actinopteri, Labriformes, Labridae.